Molecule: messenger RNA, 1710 nt
Organism: Anastrepha obliqua
Lineage: Eukaryota; Metazoa; Arthropoda; Insecta; Diptera; Tephritidae
Gene: Ugalt
Product: UDP-N-acetylglucosamine transporter
Exons: 4
Coding region: 315-1493 (392 amino acids)
Biological process (GO): pyrimidine nucleotide-sugar transmembrane transport
Cellular component (GO): Golgi membrane
Molecular function (GO): UDP-galactose transmembrane transporter activity
Source: RefSeq, a predicted model, not a curated record
GAUUUUCAUUACAUGUUAGUAUAUGUGCAGAUAAACAAUUGUAGAAGUACGUAGAUGAGAAUAUAGGAGAUCGUUGAUAUAAUUGCUCAGGUGAAACACUUGAAUAAAUAUUCUCGGGCGCUUUGAGCUAACGUGACAUUAAAAUUUGAAAAAUUAUUCAGUCUCACUUAGAACGCAUGGAAACGUAGUUAAUAAUAGUUCAGUAGUUAAACAACGAAAUUAGGAAAUAAAAAAGUGAAAGUAAAUAUCAAUAAGAAGAUAUAUUACCUAUUAACAUACACACACGUACCCCGACAGAAGAGAUUACUAGUAAAAUGGGAAAAGCAAAUGAAAACGUGUUUGAUCAUAGACGGACCAGCAUUCAAGACCUUGGUGGAAGUUCAUCGGUCGUAGUUGUAAUCCCUAGACAUACUUCCAUGACCUCAACUUCUAUACCAACAACUGCCAUGAAUAUACACGUAAAUGCCAACACGCUGAAAUACAUCAGCUUAAUUACAUUAACAUUGCAAAAUGCGAUACUUGGACUUAGUAUGCGAUAUGCACGUACUCGACCCGGUGAAAUUUUUAUCAGUUCUACAGCCGUGCUUAUGUCCGAACUGGUUAAAUUGGUCACCUGUCUAGCGCUGGUAUUCAAUGAGGAGGGUAAGGACGCACAAAAGUUUGUGCGCACUCUACACAAAACUAUUAUUGCGAAUCCUGUGGACACUCUGAAAGUGUGUGUUCCAUCUCUAGUGUACAUUGUACAAAAUAAUUUACUAUAUGUAUCAGCCUCGCAUCUGGAUGCGGCCACUUAUCAAGUGACCUAUCAACUAAAAAUUCUCACCACAGCCAUGUUUGCAGUUUUCAUUCUACGUCGGCGUUUAAUACAUACGCAAUGGGGAGCAUUGGUGUUGCUUAUUGCUGGCGUUGUGAUGGUGCAAUUGGCGCAAACAGUGGAAGAUAAAGUGGGAACUGCCCCACCAACUGGACCGGAACAAAAUCGUUUGCUUGGUUUGUGGGCAGCACUUGGUGCAUGCUUCCUAUCUGGCUUCGCUGGAAUAUACUUUGAAAAAAUUCUUAAAGGCGCCGAUAUAUCCGUGUGGAUGCGUAACGUGCAACUCAGUUUGCUAAGUAUACCAUUCGGCAUACUUACCUGCCUCAUCAACGAUGGCCGACAAAUUACGAAAGCCGGUUUCUUCAAUGGCUAUGACUUAUUCAUUUGGUAUUUGAUAUUCCUACAGGCGGGUGGGGGCCUUAUUGUUGCUGUCGUUGUUAAAUAUGCUGAUAAUAUAUUAAAAGGAUUUGCCACCUCCUUAGCUAUCGUCGUUUCAUGUGUUGCUUCUAUCUAUAUUUUCGAUUUCAAAUUGACGAUGGGCUUUGCAUUCGGAGCUGGGCUAGUAAUAGCGUCCAUAUUCCUCUAUGGCUAUGAUCCUAAGAAAGCUUCUACAAACUCUAAACAAGCAGCCGCAUCUAUUCAAUCGGAAGAUGAGGAGAAACUCUUGCCCAGAGUUUAAAUAUCGGUGUUAAGAACAGUAUUCGAAAUUUAGAUUUUUAAGUAACUGAAUUCAGACUUAACAACUUACUGGUUAAAAUAUAUAUAUAGAAUUAAUACAAUAAUUGUUAAUAUUCACGUCACGAAUUUUAAUUAAGUUUUUAUGUAGAACUAAAGCAUAUUUUUUUAUGCAACUAAGAGUAAUUUUUUACUUAAGUAUCUUUAAAAGUCUUUCAAUU